CGCGCAUCACGGCGCAGUUUGACUUUACCGGCGGUUCUUCUUUUUUUUUUCCUCCCCGCAUAUGUUCCGAGCGCGAGACACGUUUGAAAAAAAAAAAGUUAGCACUGUCGCGCAAGCGCACAUGUCCGACGUCAGAUUUCGCCGUGUCUCCGUGCGGGCUUCCUACUCCCGCAUCGAAUAUCGUGCUCGUUAACGAGGAUACGUUAUCGGGCCAUCGUUCGCACGCAGAUCGCGAUAACUGGCGAUAACGCUCGACAAAGUAUAAGGUCCCUCGCCGGAAACGUCGCAUCCGCGUCCCCACGAUUAUAAUGGCAAAGAUGGCAACAGCGUUAUCUCUACUUGUGGUCUAUUUUAUUAUUACGACAUCAGCCCUGAAUAACGAGGAGCUGCUGGAGCAAGAAUGCCCUGUGGAUUGCCAAUGUCACUACUUUCGCGUCAACUGGGUGACGGACUGCUCGGACAGCAAUCUGACGACCAUUCCAUACAACGAGCUGAGUCAUAAUGUCUAUAUUUUAGACAUGAAUGAUAAUAAUAUUGCAGACAUCAGUCCGUUUCCAGAAUCGAUCAAAUUGAGGCGUCUUCAGAUGGCACACAACCGAUUAACUGAGCUAACAUAUGAAUCAUUUGCUGGAUUAACGUACCUUCUGGACGCAGACUUCUCAUAUAAUGCCAUUACGCGGGUAGAUCCCGAAGCGUUUCGAGACAACCCGGGUCUAAUUACAUUGGAACUCCAACACAAUCCCUUGGACGAGGUUGAGGAACCCUUCCUGAAUUGCCGUACGCUGCUGUACCUCGAUCUGAAUUCAUGCGGUAUCCGGCACCUCAACACGCGCUUCUUCUACAACACGACGAAUUUGAAUAAGCUCGAUCUAUCGUACAAUCCCCUGCAAAGGAUAGAGCCGGGCCCCUUCGAUCAUCUGACGAAUUUAGAAUAUCUCAAGCUAAACGGAUGCAAUUUAACCUACAUAUCGCCUGAAGCAUUUUCUCACCUGGAAAAUUUGCGACAGUUAGAGAUAGCAGACAACGAAUUGAAAACAUUGAACUGGAGAAGCGUUCUCACACCGUUGGUGCGUUUGGAACAUCUAGAUAUCCGCAAAACCGGUAUCACGAAUCUACCGGGUGAUGCCUUCGCCAAGAACUUAUAUCUCUUACAACUGGUUCUCGCAGACAACGAACUGUGGCAUCUAGAUGUCGAAGAUACGCUCGGUCACAACUUGCACAGUCUACAAUCUCUAGACUUAUCGAAUUGUAAUUUACAAGAUCGCCUAUCCGAGGAAGCUUUUAGAAACGCAAGCAAGCUACGCGUACUAAAUCUGAGCGGUAAUCCAAUGUUCGCUAGCGAUUUAACUGCCGUUCUGCGCCAUUUGCCAAAGCUUCAUAAGCUCUCUCUCAGCAAUUGCAGUCUUCGGAGGUUACCAGAUGCUUUUGAUGUAUUUGAACACCUUGAGGAACUCGACAUUUCUUAUAAUCCAUUAUCUGACGCAUUCGUCAGUCUUCUCAAUCCGCUAAGCGCUUUGGAAUAUUUAGAUAUGUCUUAUUGCGGUCUCGGUUAUGUUGCAAAUAACACUUUCGCACAAAUGACUUUCUUGAAACAGUUAAUUCUUUCGGGAAACGAACUUCAUACUUUGGAAGAAGGAUUGUUCGCAAAUUUGACGCGUUUGGAAAGCCUAGAGCUCAACCACUGCGACCUCAAAGCACCCCUCGAUCCAAAAGUUUUUGGUGACCGCGAAUUAACUGAUAUAAUAGAACUCAAACUCAGUGGCAAUCCGUUGAUCGUACCCGAUGAAGGCUCGCUGCUCCCAACGCAGCUGUCCAAGUUGGAGAUUCUAGACCUCAGCAACUGUGGCUUCUCACACUUGAACGAAGACAUAUUUGCUACAACGAAUAAUCUCACUCAAUUGAAUCUUUCGGGCAACACAAUAUCUGGUGUAGAAAAUUUAAGCUCUUUGAAAACAUUGCCCAGGUUAGAACAUAUAGACCUUAGCAACAACAACCUGCGUACGAUCAAUCCGAAGAUAUUCAAGGCAAAUCCACGUUUACUAUCGAUCAAUCUCAUGGGAAAUCCGUUUAUCUGCAAUUGCUCUAUCACAGAGACCUGGGAUUGGGCUGUGCAGGAAAAGGGUGAUCUUCAUGUGCUCGUUGGCAGUCAACCGGCCAAUUUUGAAACCGGCUCAGUAAAACGAAGGAAGAAUCUCUCUUGCGCUUACGACGAAGAAACGUAUCGAAAUAUGAUAGACGGCAGUCAGUCAACAGCGAAUCGCAAACACUAUCCCAGCCAAUUUACUCCUUCUCGUACUUGGGCUAAAUACGUUCGUGAAUCUAAUUGUAAUCGGCGUUUAUGAUAUGCGGCGAUUAACUAUCAACAUCCGAUGUUGAACGUCUACUAUCAUAAGGUACGUAGAUAUAAACAGGAACUUUGAGCAAGUUCCGCACUAUCAUUGCAACGUCGUCAUAUCGUGCAAGCCAUAAACUACAAUAUAACAAUGUUGUAAAAUUUAUAUUUCUGUGGCAUUAUUUUUGUAGUCAUAGGAUUAAGGCAGACCUGCAAUAGUUUACAGUUUAUAUAUUUGAAAGUAUC
This is a messenger RNA of Mycetomoellerius zeteki, 2578 nucleotides long. RefSeq names its product leucine-rich repeat-containing protein 15. Gene Ontology annotation, cellular component: extracellular matrix. The record is from RefSeq and is a predicted model, not a curated record. The coding region runs from base 309 to 2342 and encodes 677 amino acids. Gene Ontology annotation, molecular function: protein binding. The transcript has 3 exons. Lineage: Eukaryota; Metazoa; Arthropoda; Insecta; Hymenoptera; Formicidae.